UUGCUAAAGCAGAAGAGGAUAAAAAAAGAGCAGCAGAGGAGUUGAGAAAAGCAGAAGAAGCUAGAUUACAAGCAAAAUUCAUUGACUUGCAACUGGAUCAAAAUCGAAGACGUUCGUCGUCUUUGUUCAUCGAUGAUAGUAAUAGCUCUAUAGGUAGGAUGAAUACGUUGUAUUAUUUUGAAACUUGGUCUUACUUUCUGUACUGAUUUGAUUAUCAACGGAAAUCACAAGGUAUGCCCUCUUCUGUAGCCGAUGAUUGGUUUAUGAACAAUAACAACAACAACAACAACAACAACAACAACAACAAUAAUAAUAAUAAUAAUGCGAAUAAUCAGCAUCAAAAUAAUUAUAGUUUGGAUAACACCAGCAGUAGUAAUUUACUCUCAUUACCAGCAUGCAAUAACAGUUUAAAUGAUUUAACUGCUAUGUCGUCGUCGCCUCUGUUGCAUAAACAGCAAAGACAAUCUUCACUCGAAUCUACGACUGCUUAUUCACCCUAUACGUUGUUCGAUAUACCGUUUGCCGAAUUGAACCUUUCUGGGCCUUCUUCGCCCGAGCCAACUACUACAACGAGCAGCCGCAACACGAACAGAAACAGCAACAACAGUUAUACUUUAUACAAUACACCCUCUGCAACCAUGUCCUCUUCUUCUUUACUCAUGGUAGAAAAGAUUAGACUAACAGAUGACUCAGCCAGUUCAGCAGGUGAUAAUACGAGUCCUGCUCAAACAGCAAAAAUUCCAUCGACACCGGCACCGCCACCCAUGAUUAUCAGCAGUAAUAUCCCAACCUUUACUACCUCUUUUCCGUCCACACAACAGCAAUAUCCAAUGUUACCAACACAGCAGCCACCGCCUACCCCUCCGCUCAGUUACACGAACAAUAACACUUAUAAAAGCACGAGCAGUAUGAACACCGUCAAGGGAACAGCUAUGAAUAGCAACAAUGUACCUACUCAUUUAUUUCCGCAUCCAUUACCUCCCUCAUCUUCAUGUUCAAAUCCCUUUUUAUCUAGCACAUCAGAGCCUUGUACACAAUCUGCGUCGGCACAACAACAACAACAACAACAACAGAAAUCUUCUUGCAAGCGUACUUUUUCUCGUACCCGAUCUACUCGUAAACCUUCCAUCAAAGUGUUGGCAAAGAAAAACCGAUCAUCCAGAAUUUUGCCUGCAAGUAAUGAAGAGAUCAGCUAUAGUCACUCAACGAACGAUCAUUAUACUGAGAAUGAAUGUCUUGAUAGGAGAGGAAAGGACAGUAGUACUGCAGAAAUGAAAGAAGGGAGAUCGAAAGGUCAAAGAAAUAACGACACGCCACAGCAAAAGGAAAAGAUAUCUUUGGUCGCAGCGGCAGAGAAAAAUAAGGAAAAAGGGAAUGAAGCAAUGAUACCCAGCACAGCCAACGAUAAAGGAACAGAAGAAGAAGCGAAAAGAAAGUCUAAUAAUGAGAGUGGUGCAAAGUCAACAAGUACAGUAGGAGGAGCACUCAAUCAUGACAGAGUCAUAGAAGCCCUUCGUGCAAAAUUGAAAAGAUCCUCUGGCAGUGGUAGCCAUAUUCAGCAGUCAAUUGACACAGACACGACAUUAGACGCAGAAUCACAGCAACAAAAAGCGCUCCUCAAGAAAAAACGAGAAGAAGAACAAGCAAAGGCAUUCAUGAUGAGUAUGUCGCCUUCGGGUAUCUUAUUGCUCGACUUGAAGAAUCCAAAAAAAACGUUUCCCGUUCGACCGCACAGAAGGGCUCCUUCUGUUGUAAGAAAACCAAAUUCGUUUGUUUCUGCUCAUAAAGCUGCUUCUGUAUCAAAAUCAAAUAAUAGCCCUUCAUAAUCUAUUUUCUUUCGUUGCUUUACAGUGAAAAUGAUGGAAUGAAAAAAAUUAAAGAAAGACAUUCCCCUUUUUUUUUUUCAAA
Molecule: messenger RNA, 1908 nt
Organism: Mycotypha africana
Lineage: Eukaryota; Fungi; Mucoromycota; Mucoromycetes; Mucorales; Mycotyphaceae
Exons: 2
Coding region: 234-1826 (530 amino acids)
Source: RefSeq, a predicted model, not a curated record